AUGUCUCUCAAGGUCCUCAUCUAUGCCUACCGUAAACCCGGUCUCUCCCUCGAGGAGUUCAAGAAACACUACGAAGCUCACGUCGACCUCGUCAAACAUCUCUCCGGCGAGGACUUCCCUCUCUCCCACAGGCGCAGUUAUGUCGCGCGCAACACUGUCGAGACCCCGGUCGGGGAUGCUAGUGGCCGCAAUCCCCUGACCCCCGCCACGGUGCUUCUCGGACAACAGACCGACUUUGACUUCGAUGCUUAUGCCGAGCUCACCUUCGCCGAUCAGGCUGCGUUCCAAGCUUUCGGUGCGAAGGUGUACGCCCCUGAUGCCGCUGCUCAGAUUGCGGCCGAUGAAGCGAAGUUCCUGGAUAAGUCGAAGCUUGUGAUGGCCAUGCUUGGGGAUGUCAUCGAAACUACCAGAUAA
Aspergillus nomiae NRRL 13137 is the source of this 414-nucleotide messenger RNA. Its product is annotated as EthD domain-containing protein. The record is from RefSeq and is a predicted model, not a curated record. The coding region runs from base 1 to 414 and encodes 137 amino acids. Gene Ontology annotation, molecular function: oxidoreductase activity. The transcript has a single exon. Lineage: Eukaryota; Fungi; Ascomycota; Eurotiomycetes; Eurotiales; Aspergillaceae.